This is a messenger RNA of Corapipo altera (White-ruffed manakin), 1587 nucleotides long. RefSeq names its product mex-3 RNA binding family member D (gene MEX3D). The transcript has 2 exons. The record is from RefSeq and is a predicted model, not a curated record. Lineage: Eukaryota; Metazoa; Chordata; Aves; Passeriformes; Pipridae. Gene Ontology annotation, molecular function: RNA binding. Bases 98 to 1417 code for a protein of 439 amino acids.
GGCCCCCGCCCCGGGCGCCUUCGGCAGCCUGGCCCCGCCGCUGGGGCCGCCCGCGCUGCUCGGGGAGCCGCCGGCCAGCAGGAAGAAGAGCGUGAACAUGACCGAGUGCGUGCCCGUGCCCAGCUCCGAGCACGUCGCCGAGAUCGUGGGCCGGCAAGGCUGCAAAAUCAAAGCCCUGCGUGCCAAGACCAACACGUACAUCAAGACGCCGGUGAGGGGCGAGGAGCCCGUGUUCAUCGUCACCGGGAGGAAGGAGGACGUGGAGAUGGCGAAGCGGGAGAUCCUCUCGGCCGCCGAGCACUUCUCCAUGAUCCGGGCCACGCGCAACAAAGUGAACGGGCUGACGGGGGCCAUGCAGGGACCCCCCAACCUGCCGGGCCAGACCACCAUCCAGGUGAGGGUCCCGUACCGGGUGGUGGGGCUGGUGGUGGGGCCCAAGGGGGCCACCAUCAAGCGGAUCCAGCAGCAGACGCACACCUACAUCGUGACGCCCAGCCGGGACAAGGAGCCCGUGUUCGAGGUGACGGGCAUGCCCGAGAACGUGGACCGCGCGCGGGAGGAGAUCGAGGCGCACAUCACCAUGAGGACAGGCUCCUUCAUCGACGUCAACGCCGACAACGACUUCCACUCCAACGGCACCGACGUCUGCCUCGACCUGCAGGGCAGCGCGGGCGGCCCGUGGGCCAAGGCCCCCCACCCCGCCCACCCCGCCCACCGCUCCUCGGCCGCCCUGCGCAACGACAGCCUCAGCUCCCUGGGCAGCGCCUCCACCGAGUCCUACUACAGCGGGCGGGUGGCGGCCGCCAGCCCCACCAGCCCCUACAGCACCUUCAGCGAGCCCCCGGCCCCGCUGGGCUCCGAGGAGUGCGACUUCGGCUUUGACUUCUUGGCCCUCGACCUCACCACGCCCACCACCACCAUCUGGUCGCCCUUCGAGCGCUCGGGCAACCCCCUGCAGGCCUUCAGCAGCUGCUCCUCCAUCAACAGCUCACAGAGACGCAACAGCGGCCCGGCCACGCCGCGCCACUCGCCCACCCUGCCCGAGGGCGGCGCGGGGCUGGAGCACCCCUGUGCCCGCCGCAUCCCCAGCGACCCCGCCGGUGCCCUGGCCUGGCUGCCCGCCCAGGGCUCGCUCUCCUCCUUCUCCAACAGCACCGGCUACUCCUCCUCUUCCUCGCUGCCCGGCAGCAUCUCGGCCGCCUCGGGCUCGCCCACCGACUCGAGCAGCUCCGACGGGCACCGCAAGAGCUCCCGGGAGUGCAUGGUGUGCCUGGAGAGCGAGGUGAUGGCCGCGCUGGUGCCCUGCGGCCACAACCUCUUCUGUAUGGAGUGUGCCCUGCGCAUCUGCGGCCGGGCACAGCCGCAGUGCCCCGCGUGCCACGCGCCCGCCACCCAAGCCAUCCACAUCUUCUCCUAGCCCGGGGGGCUGGCCGGGCAGCACCCCCACCCUCCCUCCUCCACCCCGACACGGCGUUUUAAGGACUGUAAACUGUUUAAAUCGAGCUUUUUAUUUAAUAACGGAUCCGAUGGGCGCACGGGGCGGGAGGGGGGAGAGGCUGCUGUGAGAGGAGAGGUGGAGAGGGCACG